This is a messenger RNA of Patiria miniata (bat star), 3305 nucleotides long. RefSeq lists its product as uncharacterized. Bases 13 to 2835 code for a protein of 940 amino acids. NCBI's taxonomy places the organism in Eukaryota, Metazoa, Echinodermata, Asteroidea, Valvatida, Asterinidae. The record is from RefSeq and is a predicted model, not a curated record. The transcript has a single exon.
AACGGUCAGUCAAUGCCGUUCAGAGGGAUCUCGCAACCUGGACUUGGAAAGAAUACAAUAGUCCCCCGGACGUCUCUCGACAAAUGGGGAGCCAUCCUUCCAGACAAGCCUAGGAUUCAUCAGUUUACGCCACCGGUCAAAAAGGGCCGACAAGAAAACGCCUUGGCUGAAAGUCCGAGUCAGGAACUUGAAGAAGAUGCUGAUGACUUGACGCCAGAAAAUAUAGCAGACCUGUCCAUUGAUGACAUCCUGGCCGCAGCUGGGAUUUCAUUGGAUGAUGAGAAAACCACCAAGAGCGCCACCAAGAGUCCUAUCAAGGAAAACUCAGUUGGGUGCCUUGCUCCCAGUCAGCUUUUUACCUCAGUUGAUGGAGGUGGCACCAGACAAACAAGAGAGAAAGACUCUUUGAUGGCAGACAGUCUGCUGCCAAAGAUAAACAUAACAAGUCAGCAAAAUGACUGCAACGACAAUCUCGAGGAUCAAGAUUGUAAUACUAAGGAGGCAGAGUUAGGAGAAGACGAGAUGAUUAGAGAUGAUGAACUUGAUGAGGAAACGGUGGAAUCCGAUAAUCCUGGAAAAGACCUGCUGGUCGUGGACAAGGACCGGCCUCGUUACCCACCUCGCCUGCCCCCGCUUUGCCUCCCGACUGAGGGCAAGGGUUUGUCAAACCACGGCGAGUCCGAUGUAUUGCUGAAAGGUUCACGUCAACUGCAACCAUUUAAAAACUCGGACCCGAACCGACCUGGCCAAAAGCAAAAGCCCAAGAAAACACAGCAGAGAAAAGAGUGUAGGGAUGGCUGCAUGAUGAAAGGCCAACUUAUGCCAGAUUCGGAUUCAGUGUUCAUCCAAAAGGAAUCGACAUUGAACGGCAGAGACUGCUGUCAGUUUUCCUUCAACAACAAUGGUUGGACCGAGACGACUAAUGGAGAAAGCAAAGACAACGAUUUUUUAAAAGAUACAAACCAAAAUGCAGCGAGAAGUAAAGAAACCCCACAGCACUCUCAAAGCUCACCUCGUAGCAUGUUGCAAACAAUGAUAAAUUGGGUCUCGGGUGCAGUUUCAACUUCAAAUACAGCAACUAAGGCAACACGUUCCUUCACGAUCCCACCUGUAGGCCUACCAGCAGAUGACGUCAUUAAGCAGACCACAACUACUUUAGGCGUGCCUCCAGGAUUGGGCGUGGUUUCCACACCUCAAGAUAGCCAGCAUGAGUUGAAAACUUCCUUGAUAGCUCUUCCUGUUUUGGGGACACAUUUAGCCAACCGCGCAAUGGAUUCGAACCUAGGCACAUCUGGUUUUGAGGUAACUGCACUGACUGGAUUUGAGACGAAUCUUAGAUCCUCGGAUGAGUCUAGAACCCCACAUUCUCUGGGAUUCCAAAGACAGAAAAUCCCGAGUGGAACCACUAUUGCUGAGAGUGUUGAAGCUACCGAUAUUGAUAUCGAGCAAAGUCAUACAUUCCAGACUGACAAUGACACCUCGAUGGCUCAAGAUGAUUAUGACAGUGAAGACUGGUUCCGUGAGGUGCUCUGGCCAGCCGACUGGAGAGAGACUAACCGUGACGCUUCUCACCUACCAGCUGAGCUACGGGAGGAACUUCGUAUUGAUCUGAGCGGGUUUCCCCAGGAUGAUGAUAGCAAACCAAAACCGCAAUCUCAGAAUCUUGAAGAAGACACACAUGUGCAAGAAGUAUCAACAGUCUAUGACGAAACAGCGAAGAGCAAUGGAAACAACAACCAUCAAAUAGACAACGCGAAGAUAUUCAAAGGUACUCAGGCUCAAACCACAAGGACACCUACCUCGACGAACUCCUCAAGAAAUGUAACCUGGAACACGACGAGUACGUCUCUUGAGGACACUGCAGAAAGAAAUUCUUCGAAAAAGAAACUUUCUUCUGACGCUUGCUCAAACAAUCGAGAUUUGGGCUCAUACAAAAGCACAAUUCACCGCGGUGAAUUGUCCUUAAGUAGUGAUUCUCUCUGGUCUCAGUCUGUCACAACUUGGGGACUCGAUGCCGAGGAACUCAUGUUGCUCUUGUCUUAUGAACAAAGUGACAACACGUCCGGGUUCGCAUCAGAUGAGGUGUUUGAUGAAGACAGUUUUUUCGACACCAUUAUGGGCAUCGUUGCCGACUCUCAACUCUAUUCUGAGUCUGAUCCAAGCCUUCUGACCACGCCAGAAAUUGUAUCUCCAUUCUGUUUCACUCUCCCGAAUGGUGAACACGAUGUGUUGGAUCUUCACAAGGUUCAUGAUAACUGUAAAACAGACUUGAAUUUCGAGGAGAAAAUCUGUCCGCAAUCCUUGACAGAUUCACGUGACAGCUUAGAUAGUUACCUUACCGAGAGGACGAGGACGGAACUUGAGCUGAAAUGCAUCUCCAAGACUGUCGUUGCCAAGAAACCAGGCCUUCUGGUGAAUCACUCCAAAGAUACCAAUCAUCAAGGUGAUCAUGAAGUGUCGGAGCAAGGAGAAGUUGAUAACGUCACCCAUAUAAUUCCAGUCAAGUCGACCGAAGACAAUCAGCUGCAUCAGGAGAACGAGAACACGAUCUCAACUCUGAACGUUGUUGCAUCAGACGCUACACACUCGCUAGAAGUCCAAUCUAAGAAAUGGGCGAGUCGUUCAUCCUCAUUAACACCUGAUGUUAAAAAGUGGAUGCGGCUGAACGACAUGCAGAUGGAGGAAGCGAUACAGGCGGAGAGGCUCACUGGAGGGCGCUCUGUACCUGCGCCACAAGUGACGGCAUCCGAGAGCACUUACGAUCGGAUCGUGAACUGGGUUGAAAAGUCGGAUUUUUCGAUUACACCUUCGAUUGGACAGGACGGUGAGGGCUGAGGACGAAUUUCUGCUGUAAAAUUUUGAAGUUUAAUUAUUAUUAUUUUAUGAGGGAAACAAUUUAUGAAGGAAACCAAUAAUUGCGAAUAAUGAUUUCACCCGACUUGACAUCAACCGCAAACAACUUUAAAAAUAAUAUAAGAUCAUGACAUUAUAAAGUAUUUGUAUUAGUUUAAAAGCGCCUAAUAUUAGUGAGGAUUUGCACCGCCAAAAAAUGAUGAUGUUAAGUACAUUUUAGUAAUAUUUAUGCAUACUAUUGCUAGUUAAUUAUUCUGAAAAUGAAAUGUAUGAUUUGGCGCUUGUAAAACUGAGAUGAUGCAUAAAUGAAACUGAAAAUCACCUUAUAUAAGGGGCAACGGCCAAAAGCGAAUAGUUAAUGUUUUAAAAACUUAAAAGAAAAGCAAUAUAAAUUGUGUUGAUGGAAUAUAAAUUAUUUGUAACAUAUGAAAAAAAUAUGUAUGGAUGACUGG